UCAUCCAUUAUUAUUGGCGACCUCCUAACCUAUGAUUAACGACCCCCAACUUGCAACAGCACUAAAAAAAUUUUUAUAUCCCCCUUCUCAAGAAAAUCCUAUAUACGCCCCUGAUAAGAAUCCACUGCUUUAUAAAAUAAUUUAAUAGUGUAGCCAUUAUAUCAGUUAGGAUUAAUACGUAUUAUAAUUAUUAUAUUAUGGUAAUCUUGAUUUGGUUAAAUAUUAUUAAAUAGUGUGUCGCAUAGAGUUAACUCUAUGGUAUAUCGUGACUCAUGGAUAAAGUAUAAAUGUUAAAUAUUUUUCUCUUAUCAAAUUAUUACAACCAAUCAUAGAGUAGGAUGUUAAUAUGGUUUAAUAAAUGUUUUUCUCCUCAACUUUCAAUUUAAGCGGUCUAUAAAAGAAGUAGUUGUGUGAAUUCUGAUAAUAAUAGUUGUUAAAUACUAAGCACUUAGUUGUAAUUGUAAGUAGAUACAAGUAUUGAUCAAAAACCUAACUAGUUAAUAUUUUAUUAUUGAACGAACAAAUCAAUAUGAAUAAAGCGGUUAAUUAUUCAGAAGAUCAAUUGGCAGAAAUGGAAGAAGCAUUUCAAUUAUUUGAUAAUCGAGGUGACAAUAAAAUUCACAUAUCACAUAUUGGUAAUGCUCUUCGUGCAUUAGGUCAAAAUCCAACUGAAUCUGAUGUUAAGAAGUUUGCCCAACAACAUAAAGCUGAUGAGCGUAUUCCAUUUGAAGUUUUUUUACCUAUUUAUCAAGCUAUAUCUAAAAUUCGUUCUUCCAAUACAGCUGAUGAUUUUAAUGAAGGGUUACGUCAUUUUGACAAAGAAGGAAAUGGAUUUAUAUCAUCUGCAGAACUACGUCAUUUACUUACUACACUUGGAGAAAAACUUACUGAUGAAGAAGUUGAACAGUUAUUAGCUGGACAAGAAGAUUCUUUAGGCAACAUUAAUUAUGAAGAAUUUGUACGUUCUGUAACUUCAGGUUGAAUGGUUUAAUAAUUUUAAAAUGUAUAUUCCUUGUUGGUUAACGGAA
Sipha flava (yellow sugarcane aphid) is the source of this 1028-nucleotide messenger RNA. RefSeq names its product myosin-2 essential light chain-like. Gene Ontology annotation, molecular function: myosin heavy chain binding; calcium ion binding. The record is from RefSeq and is a predicted model, not a curated record. Bases 530 to 982 code for a protein of 150 amino acids. The transcript has 5 exons. Gene Ontology annotation, cellular component: myosin II complex. Lineage: Eukaryota; Metazoa; Arthropoda; Insecta; Hemiptera; Aphididae.